This is a messenger RNA of Dinoponera quadriceps, 856 nucleotides long. Its product is annotated as V-type proton ATPase subunit H-like. The coding region runs from base 94 to 459 and encodes 121 amino acids. Gene Ontology annotation, cellular component: lysosomal membrane; vacuolar proton-transporting V-type ATPase, V1 domain. NCBI's taxonomy places the organism in Eukaryota, Metazoa, Arthropoda, Insecta, Hymenoptera, Formicidae. Gene Ontology annotation, biological process: proton transmembrane transport. The record is from RefSeq and is a predicted model, not a curated record. Gene Ontology annotation, molecular function: proton-transporting ATPase activity, rotational mechanism. The transcript is spliced from 3 exons.
CGGGAUCAUUUCAUUUGCUCGUUCUUCAUCUAUUGACAGAACUUGAUCGAGAAAGUUGAAGACGGACAGGUCGCCAAAGAGCACUGCAUCGCCAUGGUGCAGUGUAAAGUGCUGAAGCAGCUGUCGAUCUUGAGCCAACGGAAAUUCGACGACGAGGACAUCACCGCCGACAUCGAGUUCCUCAACGACAAGCUGCAGGCGUCCGUGCAAGACCUGAGCUCGUUCGACGAGUACUCGACGGAGGUCAAGUCCGGCCGUCUGGAAUGGUCCCCCGUUCACAAGUCCGGCAAAUUCUGGCGCGAAAACGCCAGUCGUCUCAACGAGAAGAACUACGAGCUCCUGCGGAUCCUUAUCCAUCUGUUGGACACCAGCAAGGACCCACUCGUCCUUAGUGUGGCUAGUUUCGACAUAGGCGAAUAUGUGCGCCAUUACCCACGCGGCAAACAUAUAAUCGAAUAACUUGGCGGCAAACAACGUGUGAUGCAGCUUCUCGGACAUGAGGACCCUAACGUCAGAUACGAGGCUCUCCUCGCGGUUCAAAAGCUCAUGGUACAUAAUUGGGAAUAUCUCGGCAAGCAAUUGGAGAAAGAGCAGACUAGCGCGUCUGGACCGCCCACCAGCAAGCCUGGAGCACAAGUGCCAGCGAAAGCCUGAACGCACUCGCGCAACUUGUACAAAACUUGCGGAUUCGGUUUGGGAGUACAAGAGUAUUACAAGUCGCGUGUAUCGCGCAAUAUAUCGUGGUGUAAUAAUCUGCAUCCGCUUGCAAGACGCGCGAGUUAUUCAAAAUAGUUACAUUCCCUUCCAUUCACUAUAUUGUAAAAAAAAAAAAAGAAUACACAAUCGGUUAUACUUU